UGAUGAACACUUGAUCGAUCGCUUCUAGCUUCUAGCCACGUCGUAAAACCCGUACAAAUCUCACGCAACAUGUGGUCAAUCUGCCGUCCAGCCGUCGUAUCUGCCAGCCGUCGGAGCUUGGUCCGGUUCGCGUCCUCGUCGUUGAGGAUGCCGGCUAUGUCACCGACCAUGACCGAGGGUGGGAUCGCAGGCUGGAAGCUGGCAGAGGGGGAAGCGUUCGCAGCGGGUGACAUCUUGUUGGAAAUCGAAACGGACAAGGCCACCAUCGACGUCGAAGCUCAGGACGACGGGAUCAUGGGCAAGAUCCUCUCCCAAGCGGGAUCGCAAAAGAUCCCUGUGGGGCAGAUCAUCGCCGUCCUAGCUGAAGAAGGGGACGACCUUUCCACCUUGGAAGUCCCGGGAGAUCUCUCUCCGCCUAGCAGCGCUUCGACUUCGGGACAACCGGAACCGGAAAAGAAGGACCAGAGCACGACGGAAAAGAAAGAACUAGCCUCGACCCCUUCUGCCUCUUCAUCUUCCUCUUCAACCCCACCAUCCACGCAAGAUUCCUCGGCUUCCCCUAAAUCUGGGACCCCGACCCCGGCGGGUCAACGACAGAAUGCUCCGCAAGCCGGCAGGGAGACGGAGACCAAGGCGGAAAAGAUCCAAAAGGGUGGGGUACCGGUGGAUGUAGGAGGGCACAAGGGGAAUGUGCAUGGGGGUGCUAGCGGGAGGCCGCUGUUCCCCAGUGUGAUGCGACUACUGGCCGAAGCCGAUCUCACCGCAGACCAGAUCUCGGCGAUCAAGGGGACCGGAAGGAACAGGAUGCUCACCAAGGGGGACGUACUCGCCGCUCUGGGCAAGAUUUCGGACGCCAAGGGGAGCAUGAAGGGGAUCCCGAAGACGGCUUAUGCCACCAGCGCUGGGUAUGGGGAUAACGGCACGAGCACAGGAGCAGGCGCUGGACCAGGAGCUACGGCACAGAAACCUACGAAACCGAUGACGCCGCUUCAAUUGCGUCAGGCCAUCUUGAACGGGUUGGAAAAGGCAUCCCUGCCCGCCAGACCUUUGUCGGCCGCUACUUCGCCGUUAUCCGCCUCGUCCACGCUGGAACACGACUUUGAUCAGCUCUUGGAGUCUUACGGAUCGCUGUUCAGCACCGAACGUAAACCUUCGGGCGUUUCGAUCCCACUGGACAUCGGACUCGAUGUUCAACAGGGAGGGUCGAGCGCGGCCGCGGGAAAGAAGGACGAGUGGGAGGGGUUAUUUUAGAUGGGUGAUUCGGGUUUGGGGGGUUUAGGGAGAUUGUAUGUCGUUACAUGUGUUGUUCUUGGAUGCAUACGGGGGGUAGGGCGAGAGUGUUCGAUAUACAUAUAGAUACGAAACCUCAAA
This is a messenger RNA of Filobasidium floriforme, 1371 nucleotides long. RefSeq names its product putative pyruvate dehydrogenase protein x component mitochondrial precursor. Gene Ontology annotation, biological process: pyruvate decarboxylation to acetyl-CoA. The record is from RefSeq and is a predicted model, not a curated record. The transcript is spliced from 6 exons. Lineage: Eukaryota; Fungi; Basidiomycota; Tremellomycetes; Filobasidiales; Filobasidiaceae. Gene Ontology annotation, molecular function: dihydrolipoyllysine-residue acetyltransferase activity. Bases 70 to 1251 code for a protein of 393 amino acids. Gene Ontology annotation, cellular component: pyruvate dehydrogenase complex.